Saitoella complicata NRRL Y-17804 is the source of this 1245-nucleotide messenger RNA. RefSeq names its product thiolase. Gene Ontology annotation, cellular component: peroxisome. Gene Ontology annotation, molecular function: acetyl-CoA C-acyltransferase activity. Gene Ontology annotation, biological process: fatty acid beta-oxidation; phenylacetate catabolic process. Lineage: Eukaryota; Fungi; Ascomycota; Saitoellomycetes; Saitoellales; Saitoellaceae. The transcript has 3 exons. The record is from RefSeq and is a predicted model, not a curated record. Bases 1 to 1245 code for a protein of 414 amino acids.
AUGGCUCAGCAACGUCUUCAGCAGUUUGUUCAGCAUCUUACCUCGACGGACGCGAGGUCCAGGUUGGAGGCAAAGUCGCCCGAUGAUGUCGUUAUCACACUCGCUAUCCGUACGCCGCUCACUAAGGCAAAGAAGGGUGGAUUGAAGGACACUGUGUUGGAUGAUCUCCUUUACUCAGUCUUCAAAUCCUCCAUCGACAAAUCCAAAAUCGACCCCUCCAAGGUAGACGAUAUCUGCGUCGGUAAUGUCCUCAAUGGAAAGGCCGCCUACGUCGCCCGCGCCGCCGCCCUCGCUGCAGGGUUCCCGAACACGACCGCAUUGUCAGUCUGUAACCGCUGGUGCUCCUCCGGUCUCCUCUCCGUCCAGACAAUCGCGAACGCCAUCAAAGCCGGUUCCAUCGAAGUUGGUCUCGCUGUCGGUGCAGAGAGUAUGUCCCUCGACCGUGAUGAUGGGAUCAAGGAGUUUUCCGAGACCGUGAUGCAGAACCCUGAGUCGAAGGAUUGUACGAUGCCAAUGGGCUGGACGUCGGAGAAUGUUUCGAGGGAUUUUGGGGUGAGUAGGGAGAAGAUGGAUGCGUUUGCCGCACGAUCCUUCCAGCGUGCGGAGGCGGCACAGAAGGCCGGGAGGUUCGAUGAAGAGAUCGCGCCGGUUCAUACUACGAUUAUCGACCCUAAGACUGGGGAGAAGACCCGGGUUGUGGUGGAUAGGGAUGAUGGUAUCCGUCCUGGUACGACCGCGGAGGGUUUGGGCAAGAUCCGCUCCGCGUUCCCACAGUACGGCCCCAACACCACCGGCGGAAACGCCUCCCAAGUCACCGAUGGAGCCGCCGCGGUCCUCCUUAUGAAGCGGUCGACAGCCGAGAAGUUGGGUCAGCCAAUCCUCGCCAAAUUCGUGGGCGCGACGGUCGCUGCCCUCGCUCCCCGCAUCAUGGGAAUCGGUCCCUCCCUCGCCAUCCCAAAGCUCAUGUCGAUCCACAACUUCACCAACGCCGAUGUCGACCUCUUCGAAAUCAACGAAGCCUUCGCCUCAAUGGCCGUUUAUUGUGAGGAGAAAUUGGGGAUUGAUCCAGAGGUGUUGAAUGUCAACGGAGGCGCGAUCGCGUUGGGACAUCCGUUGGGGUGUACGGGUGCGAGACAGAUUGCGACGGGAAUUAGCGCGUGUAAGCAGAGGGGAAAGAAGGUUCUUGUCACGAGUAUGUGUAUUGGGUUGGGGAUGGGAAUGGCUAGUUUGAUUGUUGUCGAGUAG